Chrysochloris asiatica (Cape golden mole) is the source of this 921-nucleotide messenger RNA. Its product is annotated as pituitary adenylate cyclase-activating polypeptide-like. Gene Ontology annotation, cellular component: perikaryon; extracellular region; neuron projection. Gene Ontology annotation, molecular function: neuropeptide hormone activity; peptide hormone receptor binding; pituitary adenylate cyclase activating polypeptide activity. The record is from RefSeq and is a predicted model, not a curated record. NCBI's taxonomy places the organism in Eukaryota, Metazoa, Chordata, Mammalia, Afrosoricida, Chrysochloridae. Gene Ontology annotation, biological process: neuron projection development; positive regulation of GTPase activity; positive regulation of ERK1 and ERK2 cascade.
AUGUUGACAAAAAGGGCUCUCCUAAAACCUAGAUUUUUGCUAACUGCACAUAUAAAUACGAGCAGAGGGCCAGUCACCUCUGUAACCACCAGCAGCAGCAGAAGAAACCACAGCUCUCCUUCUCGCUCAUCCUUCUACCACUCUCUCCUCGCCCCCUUCUCUCGUGUCACGCUGCCUGCUAGUUCUGUGCGUCUGCAAACUUUUCAACAGAAUACUGGCCUCGGCAAACAAGUCUUCCAGCUCCUCUCUGUUCCUUCGCCUUCCCCUCAGACACCUACGCCAGACGGUGAUGCCUUUCGGGUUGUGACUCCAGCGGCGCAGAAACUUGGAGGAGCCCUUUGCCCGUCGUCUUACUUGGCAGCAAACCCUUUCCUCGCAGCGGUAAGAGGAAUGAUCAUGUGUAGCAGAGCGAGCCUGGCCUUGAUGAUCUACGGAAUAAUAAUGCACAGCAGCGUCUACUGCUCACCUGCCGCCGCUGGACUGCGGUUUCCGGGAAUCAGGCCGGAGGACGAGGUGUACGACGAGGACGGAAACCUGCUGCCAGACUUCUACGAUUCGGUCUCGCCUGGUAUAGGGAGCCCCGCCUCCGCGUUGCGCCAAGCGUCUGCACUCUACUAUCCAGCCGAACAGAGAGAUGUUGCCCGAGGAAUCCUUAACAAGGCCUACCGCAAAGUGCUGGACCAGCUGUCCGCCAGGAAGUACCUGCAGUCGCUCGUGGCCAAGGGCGUGGGUGGGAACAUAGGCAGCGACGCAGAAGACGACUCGGAGCCGCUCUCCAAGCGCCACUCAGACGGAAUCUUCACGGACAGCUACAGUCGCUACCGGAAACAAAUGGCUGUCAAGAAAUACUUGGCGGCUGUCCUAGGGAAAAGGUAUAAACAAAGGGUUAAAAACAAAGGACGCAGAAUAGCAUAUUUGUAG